Colletotrichum siamense is the source of this 492-nucleotide messenger RNA. RefSeq lists its product as uncharacterized. The transcript has a single exon. NCBI's taxonomy places the organism in Eukaryota, Fungi, Ascomycota, Sordariomycetes, Glomerellales, Glomerellaceae. The coding region runs from base 1 to 492 and encodes 163 amino acids. The record is from RefSeq and is a predicted model, not a curated record.
AUGCUCAACACAACAGUAACUCUAACCCACGUUACCCCGGUACCGGAGGGCAUGUCAAAGGAGGACGCGAUCGCUCUCAUCCACGACGCGGAGCACCACAUCAAGUGCGAUCCCAACAUGAAGGAUUACACCAAGCGCACUCCCGAGAUCCCGCCAACGGUGCCCCAGGACAUUGAGCCCAUUGCUGCGACGGAGUGCUACUCAGUCACCGACAGCGUGCCAACGCUGCUUCCCAAGGGUAUCUGGGACAGGGAUGCGGUCAGCGACUACGAAUUCACGUUCACCAAGGACGGCAGCUUCGUGCGCACCAGCUGCCCACUCAGCGUUGUUUUGGAGACGCGCUGGACCGUCAGAGAUGCUGAAGGCGGGGGAAGUGAGUUAGUUGAGGUUGUGGACAUCAAGUGUUCCAGAUUUUUGUCCAGCGUGGUGAAGGGGCAGUGCGACGUGAACUGGAAAGACUUUCACAAGAAGAUCCUGGAGGGCAAGAAGUGA